AUGGCUUCGUCUGCCGCUGCCGGCUUCCUUGGCCGGUCGACGAGCGGUAACUCGAACAUGCGCGGUCUUGUUCAGUUCAUCGCCGACUUGAGAAAUGCGCGGGCUAGGGAUCUGGAGGAAAAGAGAAUCAACAAGGAGCUGGCAAACAUUCGGCAAAAGUUCAAAGAUGGUAAUCUGAAUGGCUACCACAAGAAGAAAUAUGUUUGCAAGCUACUGUAUAUCUACAUCCUCGGCUGGAACGUCGAUUUCGGACACCUCGAGGCCGUCAACCUGAUCUCUGCGAACAAGUACUCUGAGAAGCAGAUUGGAUACCUGGCUAUGACGCUUUUCCUACACGAGAAACACGAACUUCUGCAUCUGGUCGUCAACAGUAUCCGAAAAGAUCUUUUGGACCAUAAUGAGCUUUUCAACUGCUUGGCUUUACACGCCAUUGCAAAUGUGGGAGGUCGGGAGAUGGGGGAGUCUUUGAGUGGAGAGGUUCAUAGGCUCCUAAUCUCACCGACUUCGAAAGCAUUCGUGAAGAAGAAGGCCGCGCUCACCCUUCUCCGUCUCUACCGCAAACACCCCGACAUUAUUCAGCCGCAAUGGGCAGAGCGAAUAAUAUCUCUCAUGGACGAUGUUGACCUUGGAGUAUCCUUGUCGGUCACGUCUCUGGUCAUGACCGUUGCGCAAGACAACACCGACCAGUACAAGGGCGCCUAUGUCAAGGCCGCAUCACGGCUAAAGCGGCUACUGGUUGACGGCGACUAUUCAGCGGACUACUUGUACUACAAGGUGCCCUGCCCUUGGCUACAGGUCAAGUUGUUACGCAUGCUUCAAUAUUUCCCACCUGCCGAGGAUAGUCAUGUUCGUGACAUGAUCCGAGAGUCGUUGCAGAAGAUCCUGAAUCUGGCGAUGGAAACGAACAAGAACGUGCAACAAAAUAAUGCCCAGAACGCUGUGUUGUUCGAAGCUAUCAACCUGAUUAUCCAUCUCGACACGGAACAUGCACUGAUGAAGCAGAUCUCAACACGCCUGGGCCGAUUCAUAACAUCUAGGGAAACGAAUGUCCGGUACUUGGGCUUGGAGGCCAUGACGCAUCUCGCCGCUCGAGCCGAAAACUUGGAUCCUAUCAAGCAACACCAAGACGUUAUCCUUGGAUCUCUCAAAGACCGCGACAUCAGUGUGCGUAGGAAGGGUCUCGACUUGUUAUAUAGUAUGUGUGAUUCGACCAAUUCCGGACCGAUCGUGUCAGAACUACUGCAGUAUCUGCAAAACGCCGAUUUCGCUAUCCGAGAAGAGAUGGCCUUGAAGAUUGCAAUCUUGACGGAGAAAUACGCUACUGAUAUUCAGUGGUACAUCAACGUGUCACUGCGUCUAGUGGCUAUUGCUGGAGAUCAUCUCAGCGACGAGGUAUGGCAGCGGGUCAUCCAGAUCGUCACCAAUAAUGAGGAGUUGCAAGUCUAUGCCGCUCAGAACACCUUACAGCACAUCAAACAGGAUCACUGCCACGAGACAUUGGUCAAGAUCGGAGCCUACGUCCUCGGUGAAUUCGGCCAUCUGAUUGCCGAAGAGCCCGGUGGCAGUCCGAUCGAGCAGUUCAUGGCGUUGUCAGGAAAGCUAGCAGGCUGUUCCGCUAGCACACGGGCCAUGAUCCUGUCCUCGUUCGUCAAAUUUGUCAAUUUGUUUCCAGAGAUCAAACCUCAGCUUCUUCACGUCUUUGAGAUCUAUAGCCACACAUUAGACUCCGAGCUACAGCAACGCGCAUGUGAGUACCUGACACUUGCGAGUCUACCGACGGACGACCUACUUCGGACUGUUUGUGAUGAGAUGCCGCCCUUUCCAGAGCGGCAAUCAGCACUCUUGUCGCGUCUCCACUCCAGGCAUGCUGGUACGAGUGAUAAGAGAACGUGGGUUGUUGGUGGGAAGGAUGCCAACGUUGACGCUUCCGAGCUAAACAUGGCCAAGCAGCCAGGCCUCAGGAGGGGCUUUAGUUUCAACGGACCUAUGAACGGCAACGGCGCUGCUAACGGCAAUGCCAACGGUACCAAUGGCUCCUCGAACGACCUUGCUGGUCUCGACAUGAGCGCAGGACCGAUGCCAGAAAAGCUGCUGAAGGCACCAAAUUUGGCCAGUGCUGCCCACCUGUCCCCUGGAUGGGAGCCAGGAUAUAACAAACUGCUCCUCAAGGGGGAUGGUGUUCUAUUCGAAGACGGACAACUCCAAGUCGGCAUCCGUUCCGAGUACAGGGGGCAGAUGGCAUGUCUUAUCCUGUACUUCUCCAACAAAACGCCAGCCACGAUAAGCUCUUUCACGACGACACUAGACCUUGACGAGAGCGAGAAGGCGAAUCUCACCUGGGAUACCAAAGCUAUGCCAGACAGCAGUAUCACGCAGGGGGGACAAUCACGACAGAUCAUCAUGUUUGAGUCGAAGAAGGUCUUCAGAAAAAGCCCGACCAUCAGGAUAAGCUACCUCGCCGGAGCUCUGCAGGCGCUCACACUGAAACUACCUCUAACGGCACACAAGUUUAUGGACCCGGCAGACCUCACAUCGGAAGAUUUCUUCAAGAGGUGGAAGCAGAUUGGUGGUGCUCCACGCGAGGCGCAACAAAUCAUCAGACUGGCUAUUGGGAAGGAGGGUAAUCGGGAACUCAAUGGAAGCUUCGUUCGCAAGACGAUCCAGGGGUUUCGGUGGGGAGUGCUGGAUGGGGUCGAUCCCAACAGCAAAAACUUUGUCGGCGCCAGCGUCCUUCAUACUGCUGAGGGAGGCAAGUUUGGCUGCUUGAUGAGGUUGGAGCCGAACUAUCCUUCACAGAUGGUCCGGCUCACUAUUCGCGCUACCGAUGAGAGCGUGCCUCCAGUGCUUUUAAAGCUGAUGGAGGAGAGGCUUUCUGUAGGGGUCUCGACGGGACCAGAAGUCAACGAGGGACCAACACAGAGGGAGAUAUCAGACAGCUUUAGUAGCAUCAUGGUGACCUGA
This is a messenger RNA of Anthostomella pinea, 2961 nucleotides long. Lineage: Eukaryota; Fungi; Ascomycota; Sordariomycetes; Xylariales; Xylariaceae. The record is from the annotation of a GenBank genome assembly.